GUUGAAGUGCGACAGGCUCUCCUCGGCUGUCUGAUACAGCCUGAACUCACUGCAUUUAAACAACGCACACAGAGGAGAUGGGAGAAAGGAUGCUUCCCAGGAACCUGCUGCCGGCUGCCUGGCUGUGUGGUCUGUUGGCUGUUCAUGUGCACAGCUGUCCAGAUGCAUGCAGCAAGUGUUCAGGCCCAGAAACUGACCAGUGUGAGGAAUGCAGAGCGGGAUGGACACUCCAUAAUUACACCUGUGUAGACAUUGAUGAGUGUGGCACAGAGCUGGGUAUCUGUCCGACAAACAGCUACUGCUUCAAUACAGAUGGCUCCUUUGAGUGCAAAGACUGUGACCGGGCCUGUGUGGGCUGUAUGGGUAGCGGACCAGCACGCUGCAGGAAAUGUGCCUCUGGGUACACACUGACAGGGUCCAAGUGUUUGGAUAUAGAUGAAUGUAGUGACCGGGUACUUGCCUGUCAUGGUCUGGAUGAGAUUUGUACCAACACAGAAGGCUCUUUCCGCUGUGACUGUGCUGAAGGAUUCCUCCGUAAGAACGGUGUCUGUGUGAAGAAGCGGCAGCCUCGCGUUCAGGAGAAAGGUCUGUUUGAGGAUAUCCAGGACGACGAGGUUGAGGUGCUGCAGCAGAUGCUCUUCGGGGUGGUGCUUUGUGCUCUGGCCACGUUGGCUGCUAAGGGAGAUUUGGUCUACACCUCUAUAUUCAUGGGAGCAGUGGCGGCCAUGGCGGGGUACUGGCUCUCUGACAGGGGAGACCGUUUGUUACACAGCCUCCUGAAGGGACGUUAGGAAAGGACUUCAUGUGCCGCUGCUCGGCAAGGCCUUAAACAAUCACUGUUGUUUAAACAAUCAGGUCCACACACACAGAAAGCAGGUGAAUCUUGUGCCUUUUUCAUAUAUCAUGGACGAUAUAAGUUAUUGAUAUGAAUUUAAGCUCUGCAUUAAUGAAUGUCACACUUCUCUAUCUGUAAGCGAAAUGAUUGUUAUUACUUUUUAGGACAGACUUCAUUAAAUAGUGCUAAAUGUCAUUGUACAGAGAGUAAAUCUAACCACAAUAGAGAAGAACACCCCUUCUUUCAUAUUUGAAGCCUUUUUAAGGAAUUUCAGGUUUUAUAUGCAGACACCCAGAAGAAGUGACAAAUCAAAUGACAGUUUUCCUGGCAGCUUCUUUCUGUGCUGACUAACUAACUAUAGGCAUUUUUUAUUAUUAUUAUUUUCACCGGUUUUUGCAACUUAGGGGUUACCUUUUGAACACAACCUUCUUCGGCCCUUGCAGUUUUCAGACAUCAGUCUGUAUUAUAACAGAGUUGGGCAAAAGGAGUGUGGAAGUUUGUUCUUGACCUUGUAAAUAUUAGUUUGACAAAGCUUAAUUCAAUUCACUUACCAGCUUCGUCUGGAGCUUUUCAACUGUAUUUCACUGUCGUCAUCAGUGGAUGGAUUUUGCUUUGUUGUCGUCAUCAACUACAGUCACUGAUGAAGACGGCGAGAUGCAGUUGAAAGUGGUUACGGCGUAUCGGUUAAAGAGAAAGGAAAAAUACUUUUAUGCGUCUUUCCAGCCACCACUUUACUGUACUGAGCUGAAAAGUGCUUUUUAUUGUUUUUCAAGCAGCUACCUUGUUCUGGCAUUCAGAGCCACCAACAUACGAUGUUGUAGCGUGAUUAAAGAAGAAUUUACAGAUUGCUUGAAUUUGUGUGCAGAAACCCUGUAUUAGAUUUGCUUGUUAUACUGUAUCAAUGACACUGUAUUUGCACUCUCUAAAUAUUAAGUUGUAACAUGCAGGGUUCAACAUUAUUGUGUUUUUCACUUGUCCAAAGUCCUUUUUUGCUUGCCCCUAUACAAAUUGUUGUAUUUAUUAGUUGUUAUCAAAUAAGAACAAAGACUUAAGUUAAUU
This is a messenger RNA of Sebastes umbrosus (honeycomb rockfish), 1894 nucleotides long. It is a transcript of the gene creld1a, whose product is annotated as protein disulfide isomerase Creld1. The record is from RefSeq and is a predicted model, not a curated record. The coding region runs from base 78 to 791 and encodes 237 amino acids. Gene Ontology annotation, molecular function: calcium ion binding. Lineage: Eukaryota; Metazoa; Chordata; Actinopteri; Perciformes; Sebastidae. The transcript has 6 exons.